GAACUUUUUUAGCUCCGUCCGAGUAAAGUUGUGUAAUGGCGGGUAGUAUUUCUAGUGUUUCUUCUUCCGAUUCGGCUAAGUUAAGGCGUGCUGCUCUAAAUUCAGUGAAAAGUGACUCAGAAAACGCUUUAUCGAUUCCGAUGGGUGGCGCUUCUUCAAUUCUUUCGCCGAGUCGCCGUUCUCGUCGUAGUGAUUCGCGUGGUCGUAGCCGCUCUCGUGAUGGCCGCUCACGUGGUCGUAAGCGUUCUCGCUCCUAUUCGCGUUCCAGAUCUCACUCCAACUCUAGAAGUGUCUCGUCUAGUUCUCGUUCACCUUCUUCCGAGAAAUCUCGCAAGGAUGGCGACGAUUCGAGCGGAUCUGCGGGUGUAGCCAAUGUGUCUAUGGUUCCUCGUUCACGUGUUCGUGAGAUUCGCAAAUGGAUGAAGGAGGGCAUCGAGUCCAAGGAGGCUACUACUCUGCGUGCUUCUUACAAGCCAGCUUUUGAAGGAGAUUUUGAGUUGAUGGCUCCCAAUUUAGAUCAGUCCAUGGUGCGUAAAUGGCUUCGUUUGGUCAACAACGACCCUAAUUCGUCCUCAAUUAAGUUGAAAGACUUUUGGGAGAAGCAGCUUCUUGGACUGCAAAGAGAAGUGAAAGACGCGUUGGAGCCUCUCAUUUUCAUGCUCAAUUCGAUGCCGAGUGGCUGUGACGCUGAGUUACCGAUGACGACGGCUAUUCGUAUGGUGUGCCACGUGUUUUCUCAUCUCUCCAAGAUGCGUCGGUCGAAUGCUAUGCGCCAUGUUGCCCCCAAGUAUUCCACUAUGCUGAUUGAUCCACUUCUUUUCUAUACACGCGAUCAUCGUAAUCUCUUUGGCGAGAAAUUUAUUAAUGCCUUGGAAAAAGAGGCUGCUGCUGAUGUCAAGUUGGACAAAAUUGGACGCGCUGGCGGUCAGAAUUUUAGCCAUGGAGGCCAUAACAAUUUCCAAAAUCGCAGAGGCGACGGUCGUUCAGGCGGUGGCGCCAAUUUCAAGUCUGGUGGCGGCGGUUACAACUGGAACUGGAACAAGCAGCAGUAUUCCGGCAAAGGGAAGCAGUACAGCAAUCAGCAGUCUGGAUCCUACAAUAACAAGAAACGUCCGUUCCAGAAGAAUGGCAACAAUUAACAAGCAAUUCACUCCCCAUUGAUCAACACAGAUAAAAAUUUUUCUCAUUUUCAUAUCAUGUUUUUCAUUAUGUUUGUGUUCGCGAUAAUCAGAGCAAAAAGUUCUGAAGAGAAAGGGGACUGGCUAUAGCCGGCUAGGAGGCGGCGGCGUUGCCAGUUUGUGUUUUGUUUGUAUCUUUGGAGGAGCUAAAAUAAAGAGUUCAACACCGUUAA
Daphnia pulex (common water flea) is the source of this 1351-nucleotide messenger RNA. RefSeq lists its product as uncharacterized. The record is from RefSeq and is a predicted model, not a curated record. Bases 36 to 1139 code for a protein of 367 amino acids. The transcript has 2 exons. NCBI's taxonomy places the organism in Eukaryota, Metazoa, Arthropoda, Branchiopoda, Diplostraca, Daphniidae.